This is a messenger RNA of Cephus cinctus (wheat stem sawfly), 2592 nucleotides long. Its product is annotated as neprilysin-4. Gene Ontology annotation, biological process: protein processing. Gene Ontology annotation, cellular component: plasma membrane. Lineage: Eukaryota; Metazoa; Arthropoda; Insecta; Hymenoptera; Cephidae. Gene Ontology annotation, molecular function: metalloendopeptidase activity. The record is from RefSeq and is a predicted model, not a curated record.
AGAUAGUGAGCAGAGCUACUCGAAAAGUGAAGAAUCAGAAAAUCCACGAUUACCUUGGCGCUUAUCGGACACGCUAGACAAAGACAAACAGGAGGAAGGACAAUCACAGAGUGAAGUGGAUGAUGCAGAACAAAGCAGACCUUCCAUUGACGAUGAAACCUGGUUGGCUAUUGACGACGAAGUCACAGAUAUAACGUCCGACUUUCAUGCCUUCUGGAAAGGUGAAGGCAAUAUCAAGUCCAUCCGAGAGGCUCAAGCUAAGGUAAUGCUAAAGUACAUGGAUCGUACUGCGGACCCGUGCCAGGAUUUUUAUCAAUACGCAUGCGGCAACUGGGCUAAACGUAAUCCUAUACCCAAGGAUAAGGCCGGAUAUGACACUUUCGAAAUGCUCCGGGAAUCUCUAGAUUCCGUUCUGAAAGAACUCCUAGAGGAACCGAUACUUCAGUCUGCAAAGGCUAAUCCAGAUGAUGCUACCGUUAAAGCAAAACAUCUUUUCAAGAGUUGCAUGAACUACGAGGUCUUGGAGCAACGUAUGGAGAAACCAUUGGUUGAACUCCUCGAAGAAUUGGGCGGUUGGCCAAUUUUACGACCUAAUUGGAAUUCAGAGAAGUUCGAUUGGCUCCUUCUUGCUGCCCAACUUCGACUUUAUAACAACGACAUUCUUAUUUCGGAAUGGGUAGGACCUGACAUCAAGAACAGCGACCAAUAUGUCAUCCAGUUUGAUCAAACAUCCCUUGGGUUACCAACCCGAGAUUAUUUUCUUCAACCAUCAAAUUUCAUCUACCUUGAAGCUUACAAAAAUUACCUGAUUAAAAUUGCAACCCUUCUUGGUGCUCCGACUGAAAACGCUACGAUCCACGCUGAUGAACUCAUUGAAUUUGAAACAAAAUUAGCAAAAAUCACCUCAUCGCCCAACGAAAGAAGAAACGUAUCAGAACUGUAUCAAAGAAUGACGAUUGGGGAAUUGAGAACAGUUAUUCCGCAAAUCGAUUGGCAUCGAUAUUUGACAAUUGUCUUAGCGAGACCAGCCAAUAUCUCGGAACCAGUAGUGGUUUUUGCUCUCCAAUAUAUCCAAGACCUUGUAAAUCUGCUUUCAAGGACACCACCGAGGAUAAUCGCAAAUUAUCUGCUGUGGCGCUUUGUGAGACACAGAGUGAACAAUCUGGACGAUCGUUUCCAGGAAGCUAAACAGAAGUUUUAUUUCAUUUUAUUUGGAAGAGAACAAGCUCCAUCGCGAUGGAAAAACUGUAUUGCUCAAGUUAACUCUAAUAUGGGUAUGGCCGUUGGCUCAAUGUUUGUUAGAAAAUAUUUCGAUGAGAAUAGUAAAAAUGACACGCUAUCAAUGACCCGAGAGAUACAGCAAUCGUUCCUCGAAUUGUUGAACAAAACUUGCUGGAUCGACAAUGAAACAAAACAUUUAGCUGGUGAAAAAGUUGACGCCAUGCUUCUGAGAAUAGGUUACCCAGAUUUCAUUCGUGAACCUCGGUUACUGGACGAGCGCUACAAGGACGUUAUUAUCCGACCAGACAAAUAUUUUGAAAAUACCCUGAACAUUCUGCAACAUUUGACCAGAGUUGAGCAGGAUCGCCUUGGUAGUCCCGUUAACAAGACCUUGUGGAACACAGCACCGGCCGUGGUGAAUGCCUAUUACAGUCGAAAUAAGAAUCAAAUAAUGUUUCCAGCUGGCAUAUUACAGCCACCCUUCUACCAUAGAUUCUUUCCACGCAGUCUAAAUUAUGGCGGCAUCGGUGUAGUCAUUGGACAUGAAAUAACGCACGGCUUCGACGACAAAGGUCGACUCUUCGACAAGGAUGGAAAUCUUCAUCGCUGGUGGAAAGACGAAGCGAUCGCUGGAUUUCAUCAGCGAGCCCAGUGCCUGAUUGACCAAUAUAGCAGAUAUACAGUGAACGAAGUUGGAAUGCAAAUUGAUGGCAUCAAUACUCAGGGCGAGAAUAUAGCUGACAAUGGUGGCAUUAAACAAGCUUUUAGGGCCUACGAAAAAUGGUUAAGCGGAAAUGGAAAUGCAAAUGAGACUUUGCCCGGAAUAGAUGCUAAUGGAAAGCAACUAUUUUUUCUUAAUUUUGCGCAAGUGUGGUGUGGUUCAAUGAGGCCUGAGGCUACGAGGAAUAAACUGAAAACCGCCGUCCACUCGCCAGGAAAAUUUCGAGUAAUCGGAACAUUGUCAAAUUCCAAAGACUUCGCUCAAGUGUUUGACUGUCCCAUCGGUAGCCCUAUGAAUCCUGAAAAAAAGUGUCUAGUUUGGUGAAUUUAGCUAAUCAAUAAAAAAACUAAGAUUAUUAAACAUAAGCUAUUUAAUAAGUAAGAAGGAAAAGUACGAAAACAACUUCUACAUUUUUUUUUGGGAAAGCUCAAUUCGUUCCAAAUUUUUUAUUAUAACAUUCAUUUGAACAAAUGUAAAUGGUAUUACAAUAUUUGAAACUUAAUAUUUUUCAAGAACUUAUCCUACAUCCAUUAUUUCCAGUUCAAUAUAAUUCGAAAAUGUUUUCAUUUUGCUCUACUAGCGUAAUACUACGUUUUGUAAAUGGUAAAUAUCGGAAUAAAUAAAACAUGCUUAAUGACGUACGGUUAUAA